This is a messenger RNA of Branchiostoma belcheri (Belcher's lancelet), 2149 nucleotides long. Its product is annotated as sialin-like. The transcript has 12 exons. Gene Ontology annotation, molecular function: transmembrane transporter activity. Gene Ontology annotation, biological process: monoatomic anion transport; transmembrane transport. Lineage: Eukaryota; Metazoa; Chordata; Leptocardii; Amphioxiformes; Branchiostomatidae. The record is from RefSeq and is a predicted model, not a curated record. Bases 183 to 1808 code for a protein of 541 amino acids.
UCUAAAUUAGUCACUAUAGAAGAAUCGAUCAUGAAAUAUGUGGUACUAAUACGUGCAAAGAUACAGCACAGUUCAGCACAUAAUUAACUGAAGUCUUGACAGUCUAACCCUUAUAUGUUCAUUGAACGUAAUCAUCAUCGUGUGUGUGCUGCACCCUUAAUUCUGUUGUCGCUGAAGCGUCUAUGUUAAACAUAUAUUAUAUAACAUAUGGUAUGUGCCAUAAUGUGUAUGUCACAGACUUUGGAAAAAUGAGUUCGGAGAGCAAGGAUGUGACGUCAUCGAACGUUGAGGAGACAAAAUCAGGCCAGGUCUCGAAAAAGGGAAGCUGCUGUCUGCUGGCCGACAAAAUCUCGGCUCGAUAUAUUUUGUCGGGCUUGUUUUUCCUGGGCAUCGUUUUCUUAACCCCAACCAGGAACGGAUUCAGCGUCGCCAUCGUGGUCAUGGUGAACAGUUCAUCGUCUGCUUCACCUGUCAAUCAAACUGCUCCCUACCAACUCUGUCCGAGCAGCGGGGCUGGAAAUACUUCCGCACAGAACGAAGAAGGAGAACUGGAAUGGAGUCCAAGUGUGAGAGGAAUUCUACUGGGGGCGUACUAUUAUGGCUACAUCAUCACUCAGGUGGUAGGCGGUGUGUUGGAGCAGAAGUUGGGCGGCAAACUCGUGUACGGGACGGGCAUGUUGGCCAUAGCUGCCCUGGACGCUCUUGGUCCAGUGGCCUCCAGGACCAGCCCUUGGGCGAUGUUUGCUGUCAGAUUCAUCAUGGGUCUGGUGUCUGGAGUUCUGUUCCCCACCAUGUACGGAGUCUGGGGCCGAUGGGCUCCCCCUACCGACAGGACAAAACUUCUGGCGUUUUGCUACAUAGGAUUGCCCAUUGGUUACAUAGUCAACUACCCACUGGCGUCCUUCCUAGCUGCUGAGCUGGGCUGGGAGGCCAUAUUCUAUAUUCCUGGAGGUUUUGUAGCAGUCUGGCUCGUAUUUUGGCUCCUCCUGGCUUACGACUCGCCUGCAAAACAUCCACGGAUCCUGGAGGAAGAACAGAAGUACAUAGAAGACAGUAUCGGGGAUAAAGUACAACAGAAACCAAGAGUUCCUUGGCUGAAAGUAUUGUCGUCACUUCCGGUCUGGGCUCUCAUCGUCGGUCAAUUCUCUACCAACUGGGGCAGCUACUUCUUGCUUACCCAACUGCCGAACUACAUGAAGAAUGUGUUGGGAUUCAACAUUAGAACGAACGGUUUACUGUCUGCUCUCCCGUACGUCCUCGCCAUGGUGUCCAUGUUGGUGUCAAGCGUUGCGGCUGACCGCUUGAUCCAAAACGGGAAGAUUCCCAAGGUGUGGAUAAGGAGGGGAUUCCUUAUCACAGGAUUUUCCGGCAUGGUGAUCUGCGGAGUGAUCCUGGCGAACCUGAGCGGAUGUAACCCUGUCGCUGCCGUUGCCCUGCUGUGUCUUAUCCAGGCCUUCAACUCCCUGACGACAGCAGGCAUGCGGGCGGUCCAUGUUGAGUUCGCGCCCAGGUUCAGCGGGGUGACAUUCGCCCUGGCCAACACGGCAGGGACUAUGUCGGGCAUCUUCGCUCCUCUGUUGGUCGGAUUCAUAACAGAGAAUGAUCCAACUCUGGCUGCCUGGAUGAAAAUCUUCUACAUAGGAGCGGCUAUUCAGGGUGUGGGGGGAAUUUUCAUCGUGGUGUUCAUGCGCACUGACGUCCAGCCCUGGGCUCGGGAAGAGGCCGACAUAGAGACCAACAUCGACCAAAAGGGGACAGAACUGACAGAGCUGACCUCAUCAUUGUUAAUGAACACGCCGAGAUGUUGACACAGAAUGUCGAGAUGUUCAUCACCAAGUUAUAGAUAAUUUGGUCCCUUCUUUGGACUUUUGACGAGUUUCUUUGUUCUUAUUUGCAUUGUUACUUCUGUCUAUUACACAUAUUCCAAAAAAGAUCAAGAAAAAUGCAAACAAUCAUUUUGAGUGUUAUUGCACCUAACAAUUAAAGGCAUUGUCUUACAAAUAAAAAAUGAUAUUGUGGCCGCGGAUCUAAUUGAGCUAUAAGACAUAGAUUGUUACCUGAAUGUCUAUUUUGAUUACCUGCAUCAAAUUGGGCAAUACUAAAGACAGUUUAACAUGUCACCUUUUAGUAACAGUAUCUGUAUCGGUAU